Molecule: messenger RNA, 1641 nt
Organism: Bipolaris oryzae ATCC 44560
Lineage: Eukaryota; Fungi; Ascomycota; Dothideomycetes; Pleosporales; Pleosporaceae
Exons: 1
Coding region: 1-1641 (546 amino acids)
Source: RefSeq, a predicted model, not a curated record
AUGCUACCCAAGGUGGAUGUUAAAGUCACCAUGACGGAGCGCGUAUUCCCUCAAAAGCCAAUGCAGCAUGAACACGCAGUUCCACUGUCGCUACUGGACGCGACUACCGCCAACUUUGCCCUUACAAACGCUAUUUGGCUCUUCGAGCCACUCGAUGAGAAGGCUGGAGUGAACGUCGCCGUGCACCUCCGCCAAACACUCAGUGCUGCGCUUACUUCGUAUCCUCAGUGGGUCGGCCAGCUGAAAUCUAUCGCUGUCGUCAACGAUGCAUCGGUUCCAGCUGAAGCGCAAGAGUUCCCAGCCCACGCCCGUCGCUUCGGUCGUGUGUACGCACAUUUCGGGGCCUCUGCAGACGUCGGUGUAGAGUUCAUCUCUGCAACAAGCCCUGCCACCACGGACUCACUAUACCCAACGGAGCGCGUUAGGACCCAGCCACUUUGGGAUCGCAAGGACAACAAUCUUGUUAGAUUUGUGCCUACUACCGAUAUUGCGCUUGCUCUACAACCUAACGAGCCCGAUGCCGUAACGAGAUUGCGCAAGCCGAUCAUGGCUAUCCAAUGCACCACAUUGUCAGAUGGUGGUUUUGUCCUCGCUGCCAAAACGGCGCAUCCUUUCGCGGACAUCACUGGCCUUAUCCGUUUCAUCAAGGACUGGGCCAGUGUGAGUAGUGCCGUCAUCAAGGGUCUCGCAGCCCCGGCCCUGACUCCUAUCUUCGAACCGGCUCGUUUGGACAACCUUGCUGCAGGAGACAUAAACGCUGGGGAGUCGGAUCUGGCUAUAAUUAGACGAACUGAACGUUUACCCAUGCACAGAUAUGACUGGUGGGCUGCGCCUGGAAAGCCUCCCACGCCGUUCCUCGAUGCGGCCAAUUUGGUCUCACCAGCAGGCAAGCCUAUGCCAUGGGCGGAAUGGGAUCUUAAGGUGCCUGUUUCAGACUAUACCAUUCAUCUCAACACAGCGCAGGUCGAUUUUCUCUUGAAAAAAGCUGCGAAAUACACUGACAGUGAUGGCCAGAGAAUCAGCAAGCAUGAUGCUGUGUUAGCACACAUUUGGUCCUGCAUUGUGCGUGCACGUCAACUCGGGAAAGAUGACGGCCCCGUGUAUUGUGAUCUUGUACUUGGCGUUCGAUCUGCUUUGAAGCUAGGUGAAGGCUUUUUGGGUUCGCCAAUCAUCAUGAUGAAAGUUGAGCUGCCGGGCUCUGAGGUUGGCUACGAACAAUCAAAUACCGUUAGUACCGCAGCGAUAGCUCUCAUUGCCCGAAAGAUUCGGCAUACGAUCUCUACUAUCAGCGACCCAGCCAAUCUCGCAGAUCAUCUUCAUAGCGCUGCGUACGAGAAGUCCCCUCAGCGUAUAUGGCAGGCGUUCCUUGGCCGGCGUCAUAUCCUUGUGACAACUUGGGCGCGCGCUGGCAUCUACGAUGUCGACUUCGGUCUUGGAUCGCGCAUACGAUACGCGGACGGCAUCGUGCCGAACUUGGACGGCAAUGUUCUCAUUAAAGAAGCACCUCCAUCUUCCAGAGAGUUCUCUUCUGCAUCUCGGGCAUCCUGGACCGACAGCGGGGUGGAUAUCUCUGUCCAUAUUUGUACUGAGGAUAUGGAGCGAUUGCUCAAGGAUCCUUUCUUACUGCCGCCCCUUAGUUAG